AUGACGGACGCCGACCGUAUCACCCCAGGCUGGACGACGCUCAUCUGUCUGGCUAUCGUCGUAUUUCUCAUUCUCGUCCGGUCGCGGUCAUCUUGGGCACAUCCGCCUCUGCCCCCUGGUCCACCAGGCGAGUUCCUUCUUGGCCAUCUCCGUAUUAUACCCAAAGAGAGGACAGCCGAAGUGUAUGAGAAAUGGGCCAGGGAAUAUAAGUCGGAUAUCAUUCACGUCAGGUCCCUUGGCCAGUCCAUGAUCGUGCUGAACAGCGUCAAUGCCGCCAAGGAUCUCCUCGACCGUAGAGGGGCCAACUACUGCGACAGGCCCAGAUUUGUCCUCUUCGAGGUCAUGGGCUGGGGCAAGACGCUGACCUUCCUCCCCUUUGGUCCCCGCUGGCAGAUGCACCGAAAGCUGCUGCAGACCACUUUCAGUAACACAAACGUUCGGCAGUGGCACUCUUUACAGGUUACAGAGGCCCGCAAGUCGGUCCACAACAUAGUGCAGAACCCAGAGAACUGGGAAAUGUCCAUGAAAAGGUUUGCCGUUGCCAUUGUUCUCAAGGUGAGCUUUGGGAUCGACGUACAAGAUGACAACGACCCGUAUGUCAAGAUAGCCGAAGACGCCAUGUACGCGACUGGGAACGGUGGCGUCCCCGCCAACAGCAUUGUUGACAUAUUCCCCCUUGCUCGUUAUUUGCCCGACUGGUUAGUUCGAGACUGGUCACUGAAAUUUGCGCGCGAAUGGGGAUGGGCCAUACGGAAGCUGCAUGAUGUUCCGUUCGCAGCUCGUGGUAGGGACAGCCCAUCUUUUGCGCACACGCUGUUGGAAACAUACACGUCCAACACCAAGACGGGGCACACUAAUGAGUGGUCACUGGACGACAUCAAGGGGGCUGCAGGCGCCAUCUUUAUCGCAGGGGCAGACACGACUUGGGCCACCAUUGUUGUUUUUGUAUUGAAUAUGGUGUUGAAUCCCAAGGUUCAGAGGAAGGCCCAGGCAUUGAUCGAUGAGGCUGUCGGGCACGACCGACUACCAGAUCUGUCGGACCGUCCAUCUCUUCCGUACAUCGACCACGUUGUCCAGGAGGUCUACAGAUGGUCACCGUUGGCGCCGUUGGGAAUUCCCCACAAGGCCCUUGAGAGCGAUGUCUAUAACGGCAUGUUCAUCCCGAAAGGGUCGAUUGUCUUCUUUAAUUCGCGCGCCAUGACUCAAGAUGAGAGGAUAUACCAGGACCCCAAGUCUUUUAACCCAGACAGGUAUCUGCCGCAAUCGUCUGGAGGUCAUGGCGAGCCCCUGCCACUUGGGCAAUUCGGCUUCGGGCGCCGAGUCUGCAUCGGCAGGUUUCUGGCAGACAACAGUGUCUGGAUUGCUGUUGCCACGAUGCUUGCCACUCUCAACUUCAGCAAGAAAGUCGGACCAGAUGGUCGGGUUGUCGAGCCCAAGGUGGCCUUUACCAACGGUGGCACCUGGUGA
This is a messenger RNA of Colletotrichum graminicola M1.001, 1467 nucleotides long. Its product is annotated as cytochrome P450. Bases 1 to 1467 code for a protein of 488 amino acids. Gene Ontology annotation, molecular function: oxidoreductase activity, acting on paired donors, with incorporation or reduction of molecular oxygen; heme binding; monooxygenase activity. NCBI's taxonomy places the organism in Eukaryota, Fungi, Ascomycota, Sordariomycetes, Glomerellales, Glomerellaceae. The transcript is spliced from 9 exons. The record is from RefSeq and is a predicted model, not a curated record.